Molecule: messenger RNA, 1014 nt
Organism: Oppia nitens
Lineage: Eukaryota; Metazoa; Arthropoda; Arachnida; Sarcoptiformes; Oppiidae
Exons: 4
Coding region: 1-1014 (337 amino acids)
Source: RefSeq, a predicted model, not a curated record
AUGGCCUGUGUGACACCAGCUAUACCCUACAGUCCAAAUAUUACUGUAUUGUUUAUACUGGCGUUUAUAGCCGGAUAUGGAACGGGGGGACUAGACGCAGCACUUGUAGUUUGGUUAGUUGAACUAUGGGCCGAAAAAUCAAGUGUCUAUUUGAGUGGUCAUCAAAUAUGUUUUGCGGUGGGCGUAGUAUUUGGUCCCGUAUUGGCCGCACCUUUUGUCACAAAAGAUACUUACAAUAGUAAUACUGACCAUAAAUAUCAUAGUAAUCAUAGUCAUGAUGGCAACGCUAGCACGACUAUCAACAGCACAAUUACUAUUAAUACUAGUAGUAGUGUUGGCAACAUUGCCAUACCAUUUAUCAUAUUGGGUGCACUGUUAUUAUUAUCGGCCUGUCUAUUAUUAGCUAUACAUUUUUAUAAGCGAUACAUACCACCAGCACCGGCACAUUUAGAAGCAUCAUCGGAUAAAACUGAUAAAAGUAGUAAACAUUAUAAAUUUAACUGUCACAAUAAAUGGACAGUUGUCUAUCAUGCACUAUUGAUUGCUAUAUGUGGAAUAUGUGUAGGUAUAUCAAACACAACGUUUCAAAUGAUGACCACAUUUUUAGAGUCAUCUUACUUACGUAUGUCUACCCAAUCUGGCGAUCAUAUGGUAUCAAUUAUGGCAAUUAUCAUUAUCAGUGGCAACAUAUUGCUGGCAUUAUUCGAGUACCUAAUGUUUGAUGAAUGGCUACUAAUCGUUGCACUGGUAUUCAUGGGUAUCGGUUUGUCCACAAUAUUUCCGGCUCUGUUCACGUUUGUCGAGCAGCACAUGACUAUCAGCAACAUUACCGGCGGUUUGUGUGUCUGUGCGACCGGAACUUCGUCGACAAUUUUGCCGGUAAUUUGUGGUCAAUUUAUUAGACAAACACCGUUAGUCUUACCCUAUAUGAACAUCAUAUUGAGCACAGUUGGUCUAUUGGUGUUUAUAGUUUUAGAUGUAGUACUCUAUCGCAAACAAAAAUCAAUGCAAUAA